Molecule: messenger RNA, 1052 nt
Organism: Olea europaea var. sylvestris
Lineage: Eukaryota; Viridiplantae; Streptophyta; Magnoliopsida; Lamiales; Oleaceae
Exons: 7
Coding region: 35-817 (260 amino acids)
Source: RefSeq, a predicted model, not a curated record
AGUUGCAUAGAUUUUGGCAAGAGAAUCCUUAAACAUGAAGAGUUCCUUAUUUCUGACGAAACUGAACCGGUUGUUGAGCCAGCAAAUGGACAAGAUAUUGCCACGUGGCCCCCCACCCAGCCUCACGACCGUGUCUCCAUUUCUCGUCUUUCACUCAUCUUCUGCAUGUUACCUUCUCCCACAUUCUCACUCUCUUAUAGCAACCAGAACCAUUAUUUCAUCGCAAAACGGGUACAAAAUAUCUGAAUCCAUCAUGAAAAAUUACUCACAAGAUACUCAGGAGUCGAUAAAAGAACAGCAGAGAGAAGGGUAUUGCAAGGCAGCUUGUGAUGCAUCAAAAGGUGUAGCUGAUGAUAUACUCCCUCACAUUCUCAACCUCUAUGCCUCCCGUGCAACAUCUAAAGAUUUUGACAUGUAUGCUCCACAUGCAACCUUUGAAGACCCCCUUAUGUGUGCACACGGGGUACAACAGAUCAAAUCGGCAUUCUAUUCACUUGCUAAGGUCUUCAGUGAAUCGAGAAUUGUGGAGUAUAGUAUCGAAGAAAACGUAAUUUCACCAGGAAAGGAGGAGAUACUUAUUGACAACAAACAAUAUUACAAGUUUAUGGGGAAAGACAUAAAUAUGAUAUCACUCAUCAAGCUGUACAUAGAGGAUGGGAAAAUUGUUCGUCACCAGGAUUGGUGGGAUAAAAAACCGUUAUGGAAUAGAGAUACGGUUAAGUUGCCCGUCGUUGGUCGAAUCACUGAGAUGACACGCCGAGCUUCCAUGUUUGCGACUCAUGCUCUUAUGAGGUUUGGCAAGGACCCGACCAUGUGAUGUUAUACGAACGACAGAGGGCAUACUUUUUAGUCUUCUAAUAUGCUUCUAGCUUAAUCUCUCCAUAUGAAUUUGGUGGCUUAUGCUGUCCUGUUUGGCACUUUCUUGUGAUUAUCUUUGUUGGUGAUCUUUCAUAUAACAGAUGUAUUGCUCUUGGUAAUACGGAUUAGUUAUAUAGUCCUUAAGAGGAAUUGGGUAUUCGAAGGGGAGGGUAGAUUCCCUUCUUUUUCAUUUU